Messenger RNA from Ananas comosus (pineapple), 2151 nucleotides. RefSeq names its product amidophosphoribosyltransferase, chloroplastic-like. NCBI's taxonomy places the organism in Eukaryota, Viridiplantae, Streptophyta, Magnoliopsida, Poales, Bromeliaceae. Gene Ontology annotation, biological process: purine nucleobase biosynthetic process; purine nucleotide biosynthetic process. Gene Ontology annotation, molecular function: amidophosphoribosyltransferase activity. The coding region runs from base 148 to 1773 and encodes 541 amino acids. The transcript is spliced from 2 exons. Gene Ontology annotation, cellular component: cytoplasm. The record is from RefSeq and is a predicted model, not a curated record.
UUCUUCUUCCUCUUCCUCCUCUACGUAGGUCUUAUAUCUAUAGAUAUAAAUAUAUAUAUUAAAUUAUAUAUACAAACCCAAACACCAAUAAACGCAAAAAGCUCCCACCUUUUCCUCCUUUCCUCUCCAAAGCUCCCACCUUUAUCCAUGGCGACCACCACCGCCACCUUCUCCUCCUCCUCCGGCGCUCCGAAGCUCGCGCCUUUCCCCUCCCCCCUCCUCCUCCGCCGCCCCCCUCGCCCCCUCCAACUCCUCGCCGCCGCCGCCGCCGCCGGUCCCGCGGAGAAGGAGGCCAAUCCGUUCGUGGAGGUGGACUUCGCGAUGGACAAGCCGCGGGAGGAGUGCGGGGUGGUGGGGGUGGUGGGCGACCCGGACGCGGCGUCGCUCUGCUACCUGGCGCUGCAGAAGCUGCAGCACCGGGGCGAGGAGGGGGCCGGGAUCGCGGCGUCGGACCCGUCGUCGUCCCCGCCGCGGCUCCGGUCGGUGACGGGCCUGGGCCUGGUGACGGACGUGUUCUCGGACCCGGCCCUGCUCGCGUCCCUCCCCGGCGGGUCCGCCAUCGGCCACGUCCGCUACUCCACCUCCGGCGACGGCUCCCCCUCCGCCGCCGCCGCGAACGUCCAGCCCUUCCUGGCCUCGUACCGGUUCGGGCAGCUGGCCGUGGCCCACAACGGGAACCUGGUGAACUACCGCCCCCUCCGCGCGCUGCUGGAGUCGCGCGGCUCCAUCUUCAACACCUCGUCCGACACGGAGGUGCUCCUCCACCUCAUCGCGGCGUCCCAGUCCCGCCCCCUCCUCUCCCGCAUCCUCGGCGCGUGCGAGGCCCUGGAGGGCGCCUUCUCCCUCCUCCUCCUCUCCCCCCACAAGCUGUUCGCCGUGCGCGACCCCUUCGGGUUCCGGCCCCUCGUCCUCGGGCGCCGCCCCAACGGCGCCCUCGCCUUCGCCUCCGAGACCUGCGCCCUCGACCUCAUCGACGCCGAGUACGUCCGCGAGGUCGAGCCCGGGGAGCUCGUGGUCGUGGACGCGCGCGACAUGUCGGUGUCCUCGCUCUGCCUCCUCCCCCGCCGCCCCCGCCGCGCCUGCGUGUUCGAGCACGUCUACUUCGCCCUCCCCAACUCCGUCGUCUUCGGCCGCCCCGUCCACGCCUCCCGCUCCGCCUUCGGCCGCGCCCUCGCCGAGGAGUCCCCCGCCCCCGGCGCCGACGUCGUCAUCCCCGUCCCCGACUCCGGCUUCUACGCCGCGCUCGGCUUCUCCGAGGCCUCCGGCGUCCCCUUCCAGCAGGGCCUCCUCCGCUCCCACUACGUCGGCCGCACCUUCAUCCAGCCCUCCCAGGACGUGCGCGACCUCGCCGUCAAGCUCAAGCUCGCCCCCGUCCCCGGCGUCCUCCGCGGCCGCAGCGUCGUCGUCGUCGACGACUCCCUCGUCCGCGGCACCACCUCCUCCAAGAUCGUCCGCCUCCUCCGCGGCGCCGGCGCCCGCGAGGUCCACGUCCGCAUCGCCAGCCCCCCCGUCGUCGCCUCCUGCUACUACGGCGUCGACACCCCCUCCUCCGCCGAGCUCGUCUCCAACCGCAUGGACCCCGAGGGCGUCCGCCGCCUCAUCGGCGCCGACUCCCUCGCCUUCCUCUCCCUCGACAAGCUCCGCUCCCUCCUCGGCGACGAAUCCCCCACCUUCUGCGACGCCUGCUUCUCCCGCGACUACCCCGUCCCUCCCCCCCAGCUCCACCUCCAUUCCACCGCCGCCACAACGGCCGCCUCCGAAUCCGAGGACUAGCAAGCAAGUACAGGCAUUUCCUCGAACAGUUCAAAGUUCAAAACAGCUAUCUGAGUACUCUUCUGUUUCUGGAAGAUCUGCUGCCGUAGUCAAAAGCACCAAAAGGUCUGUUCCACUGCCUUGAGUUUCUAUGAACUUCCUGAAGAUUUCGCUUUUCUAUUGCCUAAUUGUACGGCACAAGUGCUUUCAUUAUCCUACAAGUGAUAAUAAAAGUCCUCUUGUGUUUCUAUUUGACUGAAUUUUUGGAACUUAUGUUGUCUAUUUUGUCAAGCUAUCAUCAGGAUUUGACUGCUUUUAACCCCUUAUCUGAAUUAUGGCAGUCUGCCGCGAAGUCUUUCAAAAUUUCGAUUUUACUGUCCAAUCUUUCAUUUUAUUUAA